This is a messenger RNA of Aspergillus alliaceus, 1569 nucleotides long. RefSeq lists its product as uncharacterized. Gene Ontology annotation, biological process: mRNA splicing, via spliceosome. Gene Ontology annotation, cellular component: nucleus. The record is from RefSeq and is a predicted model, not a curated record. The transcript has 2 exons. Lineage: Eukaryota; Fungi; Ascomycota; Eurotiomycetes; Eurotiales; Aspergillaceae. The coding region runs from base 1 to 1569 and encodes 522 amino acids.
AUGAACAACGAACAAUUCCGCCGGCUCAUACUGGACCAAAAUAAGCCCCAACAAACCAACAGCAACCCCUCCCCCAAGGAUGCAACCCGCACCGGAAACGCAACGCCCGCUUUGGGCUCCCGAAUGCGCUCCAGUAUCCCCAUGACGCCCCGCUCAGUAACAGGCCCCGAUUUCGCGCGCCAACUAGCCGAAUACCGACGCGACGGACAACCAGCAACGAAACGGUUCCGGUCGUCUGCUGCGCCGAAGGGGACAAAGCUGCCUGCUGGGUAUGAGGACCGGGCGGCGCGGUUGCGGGCGGAGGACGGUGAGGGGGGUAGCGAUGAUUUGGGGCAGAGGGUGAAGGCGUUAGAGGAGAUGGUGAAACUGGGGCAGAUUGAGAGGGAGACGUUUGAGAAGUUGUGUGGGGAGUUGGGGGUGGGUGGGAAUUUGAAGAGUACGCAUAUGGUUAAAGGGCUGGAUUGGGAGUUGUUGAGGCGCGUGAGAGCUGGGGAGGAUGUUGAGAAGAAAGAGGAGAAGGCUGAGGAGGCUGUGGGGGAUGUGGAUGAGGAGUUGGAGAGGUUGGUGGAAGGGGACACGGGGGAGUUGCCUUCGGCGCCGAGAGAGAAGGAGAAGAAGAAGGGGAAUAUGGCGCCGCCUCCUGGGCGGAAGUCGAGGGAUGAGAUCUUGAGGGAGUUGAGGGCUGCCAGAGCUGAAGCUGCAGCUGCUGCAGCGGAGCCGGCUUUAGGGUCGAAGUUCAAGCGGAUUGGGGAUUCGAAGGCGGAGAAGAAGCGGUGGGUUGAGCAGGAUGAGAAUGGGAGGCGGAAGGAGAUUCUGCAGAUUACGGAUGCUGAGGGUAAGGUGAAGCGCAAGGUGAGAUGGUUGGAUAAGCCUGGGGAGACGAAUGCGGCGGGUCUUUUGGCUCCUGAUAAGGAUGCGAAGCCGCUGGGCAUGGAGGUUCCGGCGGAGCUUGCGGCGAAGCCGGCUGCCCCGUCGGAGGAUGAGGAUGAUGAUAUCUUUGCGGGCGUUGGUGCGGAUUACAAUCCUCUGGGUGAUAUAGGGAGUGAUGAUUCGUCGGACUCAGAUGAGGAUGGUGAAGUCGCUAGGAAACCACCUCGCACUACCGAGGACACAGCUCCGAAGGAGACACAGAAGUCUUCUAGUGAAGCACCGGCCAAACCACGCAACUACUUCUCGACAUCUACGACCGAUGAGGCCGCUGAUGCUGACCGCUUGAAUCCUAUUACAAAAGAUCCUACUCUACUAGCUGCCCUCAAACGGGCCGCUGCCUUGCGACGAGCCUCGCCUUCCGCAGAGGAAGAUGCUGGGGAAGGAGAAGAAGACGUGGACUCGGAGACUCUUCUCCGGAGGAAGAAAUUCCUCGAAGAAGCCCGACGACGCGAGCAGCUGGACGCAAUGGACAUGGACCUUGGGUUCGGUAGUAGCCGUGUUGAGGAUGAUGAAGACGAGGAAGUGGUACUGGAAGAGCGUGGGGGUAAGAAGAGAAAACGUGGACCAAAGAAGAAGAAAGGGGAUAAGGACAGCGCUUCCGAUGUGAUGCGUGUGCUCGACGGCCGGAAGAAAGAUUGA